Molecule: messenger RNA, 912 nt
Organism: Coccidioides immitis RS
Lineage: Eukaryota; Fungi; Ascomycota; Eurotiomycetes; Onygenales; Onygenaceae
Exons: 3
Coding region: 1-912 (303 amino acids)
Source: RefSeq, a predicted model, not a curated record
AUGGGUCUAACCUCCUCUGCAAGAAGAGUCAUGGACUCAGUAUCAACAGUUAGUUCAUGGAGGAACCAAGCUGGCACAGCUAUAGUGACACAUGUGAACAAGCACACAUUUAACCUUGUUGCAAUUAAGCAGAGGAAGCUUGCUCCUGAAAUGAGUUCAUCAAACCUGAGGGCCACAUCCCAUGACAACAUAGUGGGCCUACAAAAGAUGUACUUCAAUGGCACAGAUAUCCUUCUUCUCUAUAAUAAUGUGGGAAACAUGCAUGUAUCUCUUGCCAAUAUUCCAGGUCCCAGUGAGUCUUUGAUUGAGGCUGAGAUUGCAGCAAUGUGCAAGCAGGGCUUGAUGGUUGGGCUAAAGUGGGGCCCUCAAAUGCUUGACUUUGUACUCUGUACAGAGUAUGGAGUACACUGUAAAAGCAACCAUAUCUCUGCAAAAGCAGAUGAUUUCCUCAUACAUGUCUUUUUGACAUUUUCACUGGGUUCUGAGUACUUGAUUCCACAUUUCUCUGUGGCAGUGAAGAACAAUGCAGUGAAUGGUGAUUCCUUACUAUCUAAGUUGGGGGUAUGUAAUGUAGUGUACCUUGCAUGUUUGGAGGUUGACAGGAUGAAUGAAACUGGCAUUGUUGAAAUCAAACUGAAUGCUACACUCCAAGAACUGGAGUCCAAGCCCCAUACCCUUGGACAAAUGAUCACUAUCCCUGAGGAAAGUUUUGUUAAUACCAGAUUGUCAUCAGCCAGCAGUUAUUAUAAGUCUUGUGAUGAGGUCCCCAUCAUGAAUCUUGACCAUAUCAUUGCUUGUCAUGGAGGAAGAACCUCAAGCAUUGACUGCCUGCUGGAAAAGAUGGGUGAAGCAAAGAGAGUAUUGCUGUUGUUAAAAGAGAAGCUACUGGAUCUGAAAAAAGAAAAUAGAUGA